AACUCUGCCGGCAGCCACAGCUGUUUGGCGAUGUGAUAACAAUUAUAAUUUUUUUUAUUUUGGAACACACGGCUUAAAAAAACAAGUUAUUUAACAGUUUCGCUGUAUGAAACACGAUAGAUAACGUGCACAUAAAUCAUGUCGAUGCUACCCAAUGCUGAACCCAAGGCCGCAGAAGCCAGCAAACCGCAUUUAAUAGAGACCGCCGAGUUAGAUAGGAUGGCUAUGCAUUUUGUGGGCAACCUGAACAGAUAUCGUGAGAAUAUCGUAAUUCCUAAGAACAAUGGGCCGGUGCAAAUCAAAACAAAUGAGCAAAAACUCAUUGAAACCGCCGUGGAAAGUUGUGCAUUCAAAAGUGCAAUGGCCUGUGUGAUGGGCUAUGGCUUGGGCGCUGCUUUGGGUCUGUUUACGGCUUCUGUGAAUCCUAACAUGGCUGAUCCCUUUGCCAAUGAGAAGAAGCAGACGGCACGCGAAGUCUUUCGCGAAAUGCGUUCCACAACACAUUCGUAUGCCAAGAAUUUUGCCUUGAUUGGCGCUGUCUUUUCCAUAGUUGAGUGUACCAUCGAGAGCCAACGUGGCGUUACUGAUUGGCGCAAUGGCACCUACGCUGGUGGCAUCACAGGCGGCUUGAUUGGACUGCGAGCUGGCAUCAAGGCUGGCGUCAUUGGCGGCUUGGGAUUUGCGGCAUUCUCCACGGCCAUUGAUUACUAUAUGCAUAAUAGAUAGUUACAUAUAUUGUUGUGUAUAAAUGUUUGUUCUUAAUUACCAA
Messenger RNA from Drosophila albomicans, 769 nucleotides. Its product is annotated as mitochondrial import inner membrane translocase subunit Tim22. Gene Ontology annotation, molecular function: transmembrane protein transporter activity. The transcript has 3 exons. The coding region runs from base 139 to 726 and encodes 195 amino acids. Gene Ontology annotation, biological process: protein insertion into mitochondrial inner membrane. Gene Ontology annotation, cellular component: TIM22 mitochondrial import inner membrane insertion complex. Lineage: Eukaryota; Metazoa; Arthropoda; Insecta; Diptera; Drosophilidae. The record is from RefSeq and is a predicted model, not a curated record.